CCCAUAGACAAAUAUAAUAAGCUAUUUUCACUGAAUAGCCUCCCAUUUGUUUUCCCAAGGAACAAGACUACAUGAGUGAAGUCAUAAACUUUCGAUUCUAUAAUUUCAGGGUGCUACCACUAAACAACAGUCUGGGAAAAAAAAUCCUUGUUAGGGUUUCUAGCUAAGAAUGAAUCGUAUAACUACUAUUAUAUCUUUACUAAUUGGACUGUUAGCAUGGCAGUACUACACACACAAUGUCCCAUCCACUAAUGAAACACCUAGGACAUCUGGAUAUUUUCAUCCAGCCUUCAGAAAGGUUGCUGAGGUUUUCAGAGAAAACUUAAAGAGUGGAUUAGAACGUGGUGCUUCAUUCGCUGCGUACCACAAAGGUCAGUGUCUGAUUGACCUCUAUGGAGGAUGGUCUGAUCAUGAGGUGGAGAGACAUUGGCAGGACAACACUCUGACCAUCUCCUGGUCCAUGGUGAAAGGGGUGGCUGCUGUUGUCAUAGCAAGACUUGUUGACAUGGGCUUAUUAGAUUAUAAAACAGAGGUGUAUAAAUAUUGGCCAGAAUUUGAGAAAAAUGACAAACAGAAUAUUACAGUUGAAAUGUUGAUGGCCCACCAGGCUGGCCUUAUUGGAUUGGAUGAACGCCUUCACCUCUUUGAUUACAGAGAUAAUUGGACAAAAGUUGAACGCCUGCUUGCUCAGCAGAAACCUAAAUGGCCAGCUGGUUCUGCUCAGGGCUAUCAUGGCCUCACAUUUGGAAUGUACGCUGAUGCCUUAGUUAGAAAAGUUGACAAGCAGCAUAGAAAUCUUUCACAGUUUUUCCAGGAGGAAAUAGCACAACCUCUAGACAUUGAGUUUUACAUUGGACUUCCAUUAACUGAAUAUCACAGGUUUGCCAGGUCUAAGGCAGCCACUUUUUGGGAGCAGAGGUUUAAGUACUUUGAUUUUUAUGAAAUCAUUACAAAUCCUCAUACUUCCAUUGCCUUUGAUGUCGUGCAGGUAACAGAAAAGCUGAUGACCAUACCUGAGUAUGCAAAUAUUGGAUUCCCCUCAAUAUCAGGAUUUGGUUCAGCUCGUAGCCUUGCAAAGCUGUAUGACUAUUUAGCCAAUAAAGGCAGUGUCAAAGCCAAGAGGCUAUUAUCUCCUAAUGCUGUUGAUCUUCUUCUGACACCAUUAAACGCCAGCACGCCUAAUGUCUUUCUUCUUGGUAUACCCAUGACUCGAGGUUUAAUGGUGUACACAGAUAGCAAAGGAAGACAUCUCAUUGGCCACCCUGGCUAUGGAGGAAACAUGGCAUUUGCAGACCCUGAACAAAAUGUGGGUGUGGCUUACUUCACUAAUUAUCUCGGUGGAUACCGCAUAGAUGAUCCAAGAGAAGUAACUCUCCGGGAAACUUUCUAUGAGUGUUUUAAGGACUACAAGAAGAGUUCACCCCCAAUCAGAAGUGUAUGAGUGAUGUUGUAUGUACACAGUGUGUAGACAUCGAAUAAGUUUAAAUGUCAAUCAGUCUGACAGGGAUGUAUUUUAUGUCAAUCAGUCUGACAAGUAUGUUUUUUAUAUGUCAAUCAGUCUGACAAGUAUGUAUUUUAUAUGUCAUUCAGUCUGACAAGUAUGUAUUUUAUAUGUAAAUCAGUCAUAUAAAGAUGUAUUUUAUGCAUUGUCAUAAUGAUGAAAGUGUAUGUUAUUUCUUAUUGUUAUAUUUGUUACAUAUGUUUCAGCUGUUCCUUCUAUUGAGUAGGUGUUAUUUCUUAAUAUCAUGAUGUAGAACAAGUAUGUGUUUGUCUUUUUGUUAAAAACCAAAUGAACAGAUACAUACUUUACAUUUUCUACUUGUAGUAUUGAGUUAUUGGCUUUAAUUAGUUUUUGUUUUUUUAAUUUUCUAAAAAUCUUUUAUUUUCCAUGUUGAGCUUGAACUUCAAUAGAAAAUAGAAAGUUAGGACUCACUGGUUUCUUUUCUUUUUUGGUAUAGAGAGAAAAUUGUGCGCACUUGCAUCUCUCAUCAGUUCAUUGUAAUGUACACUUAUUCUAGGUCUUAGUUCAUUGUAAUGUACACUUGUUCUAGGUCUUAGUUCAUUGUAAUGUACACUUGCUCCUUGUCUUACUUCAUUGUAAUGUACACUUGUUUUUAGGCAGUUCAUUGUAACUUAAUAUUGCUAAUAAGAUGUGUGCUUAAUAUUUGAAACUUUUCAUGUUACUAUUAUAGUUGGAUAACAAGCCUUGAACAAGGCAACCUUUUUUAUCUCAACAGUUUUUUUUUCUUAAGUUUUCUUUGUGUUUUAUUUCUUAAGUAUAAAACAUACAAAUCUAGUUAUGUAGAUUGAGUAGUAGUUUUUUUUUUUUUUCAUUUAUAUACAUAUAUAUAGAUAUAUUUGAGACAGUGACAGUGAGUUUAUGUAGUUUCAAUCCUCCUGCAUUGUGGGACAGCAAAAUCCACAAUAUGGUUUAUUAAUUCUAAAUCAUUCCAUGUUAAUAUGUUUUGUUGAAAUAUUUUCAUUUUCUUAUGUGGCUUGUUGAUGUCCCCAAUGUUUGAUAAAACAUUUAUGUAUACUUUAUAGAUUUAGUCUUAACAAUGUUUCUGUCUCCAACCAAUAUGUCUGUUUCACAUCUUCAAAUCAAUCUAUUGUGCCUACUAGACAGUGCCUUGGUGUACUGUGCCUACUAGACAGUGCCUUGGUGUAUUGUGCCUACUAGACAGUGCCUUUUGUGUAUUGUGCCUACUAGACAGUGCCUUGGUGUAUUGUGCCUACUAGACAGUGCCUUGGUGUAUUGUGCCUACUAGACAGUGCCUUGGUGUAUUGUGCCUACUAGACAGUGCCUUGGUGUAUUGUGCCUACUAGACAGUGCCUUGGUGUAUUGUGCCUACUAGAUAGUGCCUUGGUUUGUCAACAAGUUUGAAAGCCAUUUAAAUAUGUGUAUAUAUAUAUAUGGAACACAAUAGCAUGGUAAUAUCUUCAGGCAUUUUUUAUUUCAGUAAGAAUUUUGAGAUUAUGUAAACUUGAAAGAAAUAAGAUUUUCAAUGAAAUGAAUUCAGGAAAAAUUAAAAAAAAAUUCAUUUUUUAUUGUGUGCGUUAUUAAAAUAUAUGUAAGAAUAACUGUAGUUGAAUGUUUCCAAUGAAGAUGACAAUAGAAAUAUUGCAACAAAUUUGUUAAGAUUUUUAUAUUUGUGAAAUUACCUAAGUACCAAGUGCACCAUUUCUGAUUUAAACUGUGUUAAUAUUUCCUAUUGUUUUAUCUACCCUAUUUUUAUUUUUUAUUUUAACAUUUGAGACCCAAAGAAAAGCAUUUGUCAAAGACCCCUGUGAAACAAUGCCAUUGUCUGCUUUAUAUUUGACAAAAUGUGAAGGCCGCAACUGUGAAACAUUACACUCAUGCUUUAUGUUCAGAAUUGAAGCUAAUGCCCUUAGAAUAUUUCCUUGCUCUAUGUUUGUACUCUAAAUAUAAUUGCUCAUCUCUCUAGUCUCUCUCCUUUGACCAGGGUAGAUUUUCUAUCAGGAUUUAAGAAGUUUUUUAUAUAUCUUUUUUGAUUCUAUAGCUACUAUAACAUAAUGUCAUAGGGUCUUAAGAAAUAUUUGUGUCAUUUAACUGCCUAAAUAUUUGGUUUAUAAAUAAUGAACUGAACUUUUUACAUAGUAUCAUUGUACAGAAAGGGAAGCUACUUUGACAUCAAUAAAAUAUUUUUGAAAAUGAACAA
This is a messenger RNA of Biomphalaria glabrata, 3680 nucleotides long. Its product is annotated as beta-lactamase domain-containing protein 2-like. The record is from RefSeq and is a predicted model, not a curated record. Bases 170 to 1441 code for a protein of 423 amino acids. The transcript is spliced from 9 exons. NCBI's taxonomy places the organism in Eukaryota, Metazoa, Mollusca, Gastropoda, Planorbidae.